Punica granatum (pomegranate) is the source of this 1668-nucleotide messenger RNA. The record is from RefSeq and is a predicted model, not a curated record. Lineage: Eukaryota; Viridiplantae; Streptophyta; Magnoliopsida; Myrtales; Lythraceae.
GUUUUCGCUCCUCUUUCUUCUUCUUCAUCAACUUGGCUUCACGUUGCCAAAGCUCUGACCUUUUCGCGAACGCUCUGUCUCUCUUACACGGCAACAUCUCUCCGUGUCUCUCAUAGCUUGAGAUCCUUCCGUACAAUGGACCCCACAUCACCCAAACCCGCCGCCGUUGUCCUCUCCGUCGAAUGCCUGCGCGGCAGCUGCACUGCAGACGAGUGGACCGGCGGUCUGCUCCAGACCGGCGACAUCGUCGAGGAGCUCACCGUCGGAAACUCCCCCUCCCUCAGGGCGCCAUUCAAGAAGGGCGCCGCCGGGGUCCAGAAGGUCCUCCGCAGGUCGUACGAGAGGAAUGAGACCUUCGUCCUCGUCCGGGUCCGUCGUGGUACCGGCAGGCCCGCUGAGUUGCAGGCCUGCAUCGUGCCCGACGACUCGGCCGCUGCUGCAAAGAAGAAGAAGAAGAAGAAGAAGCAGUGCGAGCUUCGGGCAAUCAGCGACCCGAAUUACGCGUUCGGGUUCUACGAUCGGACCGAGACCGACUGCCUCCGGCUACAAGCAUCGAGGAAUACUAGGAUGCUGAAUGAACUGUACAGCGCCCCUCUUCAGGAUGGAUACGUUUCAUACAGCUGGGAGAGGAAGAUGCAAGAGACGCUACUAGUUCCCAACUCGAGCUGCUUCCUCUGUAUUCUUUUCCUCCUGCAAGGUUCUGAUCAAGAUGCUUCUCCUUGUGAUAACGACUUGGAGAAUACUCUUUCUAGGGCAAAUGGGUGGCUCCAGGCAUCCCAGGCUUCUGGAGUCCCGCUUGUUUUCAUGAACAUCCAGACUGAGUCCCUUCUCACCAAGAUCUCGGGGGGAGCAGCUUCAUCCAAAGUAAAUUCUGGGUCAUUGUCUGAUAUGUCUAAUAUUGCCACCACGAGUCUCUAUGGCUUCGAGGACUAUCAUGGCGUCGAUAUUGGUGUCGCGAGGGCUGUUCGUCUCUGGCAUGCUCCGUUGGGUGGAGAGUUUGUCAUAGAGAUCAAAAUUAAGGACUGCGACAUAAAGCUCGGUUUCGCCCUAAGCCGCAUGGAAGAGGGGUUCAUCUACAUUUCAUCGGUUGAUGAAGAUGAAGACACACCCUCAACCCGCUCCGGCCUUAGCCAUCUUUACAGGGAAGCCAAGAGCUCCGCUAGGCUUCUGGUCAUCUCGAGAAUAUCGAACCAGAAGGUUCAUCCGUGGUUAGUCUCCUCGACCGGGGCAAUCAGAUGUUAUGAUACAAUCUCGCUCAGCCACAAGCUUUCCUUGCAUCGACGUGCGAAGGUGCCGAUCAUAGUCCACCUCUUCUCGUGGGACAAGGAACGUGGAGGGAGCUCAAGCUCGAGUCUCAAGACAAACCUGUCUCGUCCCCUCAAUUCUACAGAGCCUGACAUCUCGUUGGCUCGAGACCAGGACGAGUAUCAGGUUCUUCAAGCGAUCCCUAGCCUUCAGAGAGAUGCCGCAGCGGAGCUUUCAUUUCGGUUUCGUGAUUUUUCGAUUCCCGAUAUCUAGUAAUGAGAUAGUUUCAAUUGUGAUCACAUGAUUAUAUAAUUGUAAAGAGGGGUGAAUCAAUGCACAUAGUUAGAUGCUUCUUUGAUUGUAAAUACGUAGGUGAAAGAUUAUAAAAUAAAAGAUAAAUUGCAUUGAUGGUCCAAAAUGUUU